AUGGACAAAUUGAGAGAAGGAAUUGUGAAAAUGUCCAACAGUGAACCUAAUGCGCCAUUAUCAGAGGCCCAGAACUCGAUUCUUGAACAGCACCUUGAUCGUUUAAUGUCUGGUCUUCAGACUACCCCUGAUCAUCCUCCUUACGCUUGGAUGAUUGAAAAGGCGUUGCAGGAAUUGGACGAAGAAGAGGGUUCUAAUGAAGACUCGAUAUCUGAGUUUAUCACGAAGAAUAAUGACAGUUUGCCAAGGGCUCAUACGACAAUGCUGAAACAUCAUCUAGAGAACAUGUGUGAAAGGGGGGAAAUUGUUAUGAUUGAUGAAGGACGGUUUUCGCUUCCUGGUGACAGUGAAAACUCGAAUCCAAAGAAAAAAGUAAAGGGCAAGAGAAGGGGGAGUUCGUCAAAUACACAAAAGAAGCAGCAGCAAAAGGAAAAAGAGGAGGAUCCUCAACAUGUGGUGCAUUUGGAGCAACCGAAACAACAGGGUCGUGGGAGGCCUGCUAAGAACAAGGAAGACGAGGCCAAAAAAGGUGAUGGCACAACUUCAGCAUUGGCAACAAAGGAACCAGACGAUCAGCGUGAGAGGGCUCUCAAGGGCCAGGAAGACAGGGUUGAUCUAGAUGCUGUACUUGUGAAGGACUCGUGA
Molecule: messenger RNA, 645 nt
Organism: Solanum verrucosum
Lineage: Eukaryota; Viridiplantae; Streptophyta; Magnoliopsida; Solanales; Solanaceae
Product: HMG-Y-related protein A-like
Exons: 2
Coding region: 1-645 (214 amino acids)
Biological process (GO): chromosome condensation; nucleosome assembly; negative regulation of DNA recombination
Cellular component (GO): nucleolus; nucleus; nucleosome
Molecular function (GO): double-stranded DNA binding; nucleosomal DNA binding
Source: RefSeq, a predicted model, not a curated record